This is a messenger RNA of Portunus trituberculatus (swimming crab), 2696 nucleotides long. RefSeq names its product tyrosine-protein kinase CSK-like (gene Csk). Gene Ontology annotation, molecular function: protein binding; protein tyrosine kinase activity; ATP binding. The transcript has 12 exons. The record is from RefSeq and is a predicted model, not a curated record. The coding region runs from base 243 to 1643 and encodes 466 amino acids. Lineage: Eukaryota; Metazoa; Arthropoda; Malacostraca; Decapoda; Portunidae. Gene Ontology annotation, biological process: protein phosphorylation.
GGAGAGCCUUGAUGGGGUACGACUCUGUGUCUCUCUCAGCCAAUCAGCGCUGUGGGAAAUUUUUAGAUCCGUGACUAGUGGUGUUAAAAGAUCGUAACCCUUGAGUAACUUUUAGUGGUGUAAACUUGAGGUAUUGUGAACGUUUGUGGCGAGUUGGUGCGGCGUGGGAUACGAACCUGGCUGUGAGAGAGACGAACAGCCAGAUAACCAGUCAGGAGUGUGAUGGAGGAGGGUGAGGAGAUAUGCGUCCUGUAGGCCGCUGCCACACCACCUCCAUGAGCCACACCACCACCAGGGAUACGUGGGCCCCUGGUACAGCGGUGGUGGCGCUGUACCCCUUCUCAGGGACCUCAACCGAAGAUCUGCCCUUUGCCAAGAUGGAGAGAUUGACCAUCGUGCACUCCACCAAUGACCCCAACUGGGUAAAGGCACGCAACAGGGAAGCUGAUGAGGGUAUGAUUCCAACCUCCUAUGUGAGGCAGGAGCCCAAGAAGGAGGUGAAGCUGAACACCAGGGCGUGGUUCCAUGGGAAGAUAAGUCGAGACGAGGCUGAGACGCUGCUGAAUCCCCCUGAGGACGGCCUCUUCCUGGUGCGGGAGUCCACUAACUUCCCUGGCGACUAUACACUAUGUGUGUGCUUCGAGGGAAAGGUGGAGCACUAUAGAGUAAUCUACAAGGACCACAAGCUCACCAUAGAUGAAGAGGAGUACUUUGAGAAACUGACUAAGCUGGUGGAGCACUACCAGCAGGAUGCCGAUGGUCUCUGCACUCAGCUGAAGCGAUCUGUCCCCAAGCAGGGCAACCGCGAGUAUGAGAUAGAGCCCGUCAAGGCAUUUGAGGAUGCUGGCUGGAUCAUCAACAAGGCAGACCUGCAGAUGCUUGACUCUACCAGCAUAGGCAAGGGUGAGUUUGGAGAUGUAGUGCUUGGGGAGUGGAAGGGCAACAAGGUGGCUGUGAAGAGACUCAAGGACAGCAGCAAGGCAGCGCAAGGACUGUUGGACGAAGCUUGCCUCAUGACGAGUUUAAAAGAUAAAAAUUUAGUGAGUCUGCUUGGCCUUGUGUUUGAUGACAACUGCAUCCUGCUGGUGACAGAGUACAUGAGCAAAGGCUCCCUGGUGGACUACCUGCGCUCCAGAGGCAGACUGCAUGUCACCAAGCGGGACCAGAUCAAUUUUGCCUGUGACACCUGUAAUGGCAUGAAAUACCUCGAGUCACAGAAGGUGGUGCAUCGAGACCUGGCAGCCCGAAAUGUGCUGAUCAGCGAGGAGAAUGUGGCCAAGGUGUGUGACUUUGGACUGGCCCAUGGAAUGGAGAUCAAGCUGGAUGGUGGAAAGUUUCCCAUCAAGUGGACAGCUCCAGAAGCUCUGAGGCACAGUAAAUUUUCCAAUAAAUCUGACAUGUGGUCCUUUGGAAUUCUUCUGUGGGAGAUCUACUCAUUUGGCAGAGUUCCUUAUCCACGCAUUCCUCUAGCAGAUGUGAUGAAGCACGUUGAGAAAGGCUACCGCAUGGAGGCCCCAGACUGCUGUCCUGCUGAAGUGUACCAGCUCAUGAAGGAGGCGUGGGAUCUGGACCCUGAGAAGCGGCCAAGUUUCGACGAGGUGUCAAAGCGCCUGUCUCAGCUGCACCUCACCACCCUGACAUGACCGGGCCCGGGCGCCUAAGUGAAUUCAUAUGGUGCCAAUCAUAGUUGAAGAUGAUAGCUCCAGUGUAGUGUUCAAGUUGUAGCAAAGGAAAUUAUACGUAUCAUGCCAGUUAGAGUGUUUGCGUGUUGGUAUGCAUGUGUGUGAGAGAGAGAGGGAGAGAGGGAUCAAAUGAUUGUAAUGGAAGUAGUGGGAUAUCAUUUUUCUUUGUUUCUUUUUCUUAUUUUGUAUUUUUGUAUCAGCGUCGCUCCAGCACACCCACCCCCACCAUGACGCUUUGCUGGACACGGCGCCUCGUCAUGUCAAAAAUGUAACUAAGCAAAAUACAAAAACUUGUCAGGAAUUACAGCCCAGGACACCACCGGUCCCUCCACACCACCACCCACGCCCACCAGCCAGCCAGCCAGCCAACAGCACCCUGCUCACCCAUCAUCAUGUCCCAAGUGAGAGUGUUGUGUCUGCAGCACUGUCAGCAUGCCUCAGUUCCCCGGAUGAUGGCAGGCGUGGUGGCCAUGUGCUGCUGCAGCAUAUAUGUUGCUGUUUCAUGUCCAGGCCUCUUGUUGCUUCCAGAGAUGUGCAAUGUAUCAAUGUGUAACUCUUUGUGCAUUACGUUGAGGUCGUUACUGGGUGCUUGUUCUCACAUUCUCACAUGCAAUUGUUUGUGUGUGUGCGUGUGUUUGCACAUGUCUUAUUUUAUAGUAUGGGGAGGUUAUGUUGGGUUGAGUUGAGAUGGGACAUGAUGGGUUGGUUAGGGAGGGACAGGGCUCGUGUGUGAGAAGUUAUUUAGUGUUUUGUUUGUAGUUGUUUACUGUAUGUUCUGUGGUAUGAAAUGUGGAGUGUGAGAGGAAUUAUGAGAGAAGCAUAGUUGAGGAUGUCAAGAAGAGUGCAUCAAGAGAGUAUGUCAUAUGAGACAUCAUGAAAAUAUCAUUGUAUCAAAAAGUAUACAGUGUAGGAUUAUUACCAAAUGCAUCAAAAAUAUAAAUUUCACAUGAUCCAAUGAAAAAAUGGCAUAAAAAAAAAUAAUAAAGGAUCUGUUAUGUGUGACAUUGCUGAAAA